GGAUAGUAACGUAAAGCUAUUCGGCUUGACCCCUUUUUUGCACAGUUUUCUCUUUUGGGGGCAGUUUUUCAUGGCUGCCGUCGGAGCACUAGAUGAUGCGGAGAAGCCACGGCAUCGGCCCUUUCUGAUCGGUGUUAGCGGCGGGACUGCCAGCGGAAAGUCUACUGUUUGUGCCAAGAUCAUGGAGCUCCUGGGUCAGAACAAGGUGGACCACUGGCAGAGGAAGGUGGCCAUAAUCAGCCAAGACAGCUUCUACAGAGUGCUGACCCCAGAUCAGAAGGCCAAAGCACUGAAGGGCCAAUACAACUUUGACCAUCCUGAGGCUUUCGACAAUGACUUGAUGUACAAAACGCUGAAGGAUAUUGUGGAGGGGAGGGUUGUUGAGGUUCCAACGUAUGACUUCAUCACUCAUUCCAGACUGGAAGACACGAUCACUUUUUACCCAGCAGAUGUUGUCCUCUUUGAGGGGAUUCUCGUCUUCUAUCCUCACAAAGUGCGCGAUAUGUUUCACAUGAAGCUGUUUGUGGACACAGAUUCAGACGUUCGACUGUCUCGCCGAGUUUUGCGGGACAUGAACAGAGGGCGAGACCUGGAGCAGAUACUCAGUCAGUACACAACGUUUGUCAAACCUGCGUUUGAAGAGUUUUGUUUGCCGACUAAGAAGUAUGCAGAUGUCAUCAUUCCAAGGGGCGUUGACAAUAUGGUGGCCAUCAACCUCAUUGUGCAGCACAUCCAGGACAUUCUGAACGGUGACAUCUGUAAAUGGCAGCGUGGAUCUCUUACCAGCCAGGGGCAGAGCCUCAAACGGUCUUCUUCUGACCAGGGAGACCUACAGACAGGAACCUGUAAUUCAACAGGAAAGAAGGUUCUGCUGGAGCCCAGUAGUCGCCCGCACUGACACUUCUGCAGAUGAGUGAAUGAAAUGGUGUGAAAACGUGCAGUGAGCUGGGAAUCUCUGCUACAGAUAGAAAAACAAAGCUACCGAUCGCACCCACUGCAGCCUUUUUUCUUUUUUCAAAUAAUCCACAGUCCUAUUGUUGGCGAUUAGCACUUUUGCAUUUUAAUGUUAAUAAAUAACCACAGAGGUGGAAAACCACAGCUUCAGUGUGUAAAAGUCUCCCACAUAUUUGUUUAGUCCUCCCGCUAAAACAUUGUCAUUUUAUGCCACUUAUCCAGGUUGUGGUAGCAGAACAGCGAGCAGGUCCUCCCACACUUCCCAAUCGUCAGAUAAAUCCUCUAACACUUCCUGGGAGAUCCUGAGGCAUUCCCAGGUCAGCUAGGAAAUAUAAUCCCUCCAGUAUGUCCGUGUUUUCACUGCGCCUUGAAAUCCUGUCCAUGAACAUCAGGACCGGGAUUGGUAAUAUGGGGCAGCCCUGGUGUCGAACCAGCUGAACUGAAAUGGAUAAACUGUUCAGGCAGAAAGAUGAGCUUAGCAGUGAAAUCACCUGUUUUAGGUGCACAGAUGGAAGCAAUGAAGCCAGCAUUUUCCACCUCUGAAUAACCAGUAUCGUAAUAGAUUGUAAACACUUAGUGUUCUGCUCUUGUUGUUUUGGUGUUACUUUUGUCACACCUGUAAUUUCUUAAAUUAAUGGAAAUUUCUAUAUAUUUCUGCGCCCUGCCUUGUGAUCUGUGGUCCACCUUAUAUUCACAUUUGGAUUGUAAAUGUAUUGAGGCAAACCAAACAUACAAUAUUUUGGCCACUGGGGACACACCUAAAACACACGACCUUUGUUUUAGGGUCCAACAGCACAGCUAAAAAUAACAUUCUUCAGUUUAGUCAAAAUGAACCAAAUCUGGCAUGCAUGUAGACUUAUGUUCUAAGCAAUUCUAGGUAAGUCCUCUGGAAUUUUAAGUAAAAUCCCAGUGUUCUCCCUUUGCCCUACACCAUCAGUUUCCCUUCAUUUUGCACAUCCGUGUGAAAAGUGCACAGUACGAGUAUUGAGAUUUGGCUAUAUUAUCCAGGAGAGCCAUAGUAAAUAUUUUCCAAAAUGGCCAUCAUUCAUUGUUUUUGUCAUAUAGGGUGCCUAAACUAGGUAUCUUACCAAGACUAGUUGUUUGCGCUAAACUAUUGGUCGAGGAUUUAUAACUGAGUGUUCAUGACAGUUUAGUCUCAAACAAUAUUUUUGCCAAAAUGGCCACCAUUUUGAAAAACAUGACCAUAAUUUUCAUUUGUUGUAGAGUUUAUCAGUACUAUUGAUGGUAUCAAGACAGCUUAAUUGAAAUACUAUGUAAUACAUUGGGAACAGAGCAGUAAAUGCUUGAAAGCAGUUUUUGGCAUUCAUUGUCAUCCUCAGUUAUUUUUGUGGUUGGCCAUGUAUGGAAUAUACUACAGCUUCUGUUGUAUGAUUGUACUAAUUUACAAAAGGACAAAUAACCUUUUGGGAAAAACUUUUUGUGGGGGGUGGAGAUUUUACUUUCUCAUAUCUCUAAAAACAUUUUAAAUUAUUCCUAAAUAUUUUGUAUGCGUGUAUCCAAAAUACUGUAGUUUUCCAAAUUGGUUGCCAAAAUGGCCACCAUAUUGAAUAUUUUGGAUAAAAUGACUAUCGCAGAAUUGAGUAGCAGUUUUAUCACAGCAUUAGAUGAGACUGGUCCUUCUUGCUAGAACUAGACUGCCAAGGGCCCUGUGGGUUCCCAACUCAAUUAAAGGCCAAGAAAAAAAAGGCCAUUUCUAAAGGAACGAAUCUGCCCAAAUAAUUUUAGGGAUUGGAACGAUGUCAAUGAAUAUGUGCCUAUCUGACAGUUUUUGAGAAAAUUGGCUCCAAAUACCCAAACUGGCUGUUUUUGGCAUAAAAAUGGCCACCAUUUCCAAGUGAAAGAAUCUGACUAUAAUUUUUUGACAUGAAAUAUGUCACCCUUGACAAACUAGGAAAUACAGUUUUUCAUAAAAUUGCCCUUAAAUGGCUAUUUCGGCAUAAAAAUGGGUGUCAUUUCCAAAUGAACAAAUAUACAAAUGUGAUUUUUAGACAGGGACAUUGUCACUGACCCAUAUUAUGCUCUUGACACAUUUGAAAAAAGUUAUUAUACAGUUUUUAAAAUAUGACAAACGGCCGACGCCGCACUACAACAUAGGUUUAACAGCCUAUUGGCUGGUAAUGCAAAGGGGGAAAAAAUAUCUACACUUGCUCUCCUGGGUGCAAAACAUCUGAAUAUCAAUAUCUAGAUUUGCUUAGAUAUCCACCUACGUGCGCCAAACUUAGUGCUUUUAGACAAAACGUAGUUUCUUCAUGCCGCUGGACUAAAACAUCUCUGAAAGCUUGUUUAAAGGUUUGCUUUCAGUUACACUUUACCUCACGUUUAUCUCGUCUUCUGUUGCUUCAUCAAUUGAAUAAUUAACUUGUUGGUAUUCUGCUUUUUUUUAAUUUAAAUUUUUGUACAUAAAACCAGGACUGUGAAUUUUAGUCAUGUGGUACUUAAAAUGCUACCUUGAUUAUUUUGGGUAACAUCACAGCUUAAACGUUGGUCAGUGAUUAAUAUCCAGUACCACCUUAAAUAUUAAAAAAAAAUAUAUUUCUGCCCGUACGUGUAGAAACAGAGCUGCUUAUUUAUUGGAGUUUGAGAGCACAGUGUGAUGUGUUGGUUUUAACCAUUUAUCCC
Molecule: messenger RNA, 3594 nt
Organism: Thalassophryne amazonica
Lineage: Eukaryota; Metazoa; Chordata; Actinopteri; Batrachoidiformes; Batrachoididae
Gene: uck1
Product: uridine-cytidine kinase 1
Exons: 7
Coding region: 71-898 (275 amino acids)
Cellular component (GO): cytoplasm; cytosol
Molecular function (GO): kinase activity; ATP binding
Source: RefSeq, a predicted model, not a curated record